Messenger RNA from Vicia faba (fava bean), 363 nucleotides. The record is from the annotation of a GenBank genome assembly. NCBI's taxonomy places the organism in Eukaryota, Viridiplantae, Streptophyta, Magnoliopsida, Fabales, Fabaceae.
AUGGCCUCUCUUGGAUUCUCACUCUACCCACCGCUCAAAUUAGGGUUUCCUUCCAAACCUCAAAUCCUUCCCAUCUCCACUCUCAACUUCUCUUCCACCUUCAGAUGCAUUGGGUCUAGAAGAUUGCAAAUAAAUCAAAAGAAAUUGACUGUAUCUGCUACAAACUCCAACUCUAGAGGUGGAAAAGCAUCUAAUGAAGGGUCAGAUGUAAAGGAAACUAGCAAUGCUUCAAAGGGACCUCCUCUUCUUACUAUUUUGUUUGGUUUGUUGGUAUUUUUCAUUGCUGUUCGGUGCAUUGGGUUCAUUGUAAUGUGGUUGGAUCCUGGUUCACCAUGUGUUAGUGUCACUGCAGUGACACUUUAG